AUAACUAGCCCCCGUGCUCCACCCCAGAGGUGGCGCGUCUCAGUGUCCCUGUAUAAACCCAUUCCUGGCUCCUGGACGCCCACAGGCCAGGCCGUGGCUGUUACCCCUCUGGACAUGGCCAGGCCAAGGUCUCCAGACGUCAGCAGGAACAAGCUGUCGGAAGACUUGCACCCCCCGGCCCUGACGCCCUGGGGAGCCGACCGGGCUCGGCUGGGAUGGAGCCUGCUGUCGAGUGACCCCCAGACCUCCCUGAACCACUGAUACGCCAUGUCCGUGGCCAACGGGUCUGUGAACGUCACAGUCGGGUUCCCGUAUAUCAGCACCUGCGGCUCCGACCCUCCCCAGAGCUGCAUCUUCAGUCAAGUGCUGAAUGUGGGGGCGUUCCUGGUCGUCUGGAUCAGCUGCCUGAGGUUCCAGCAGGUUCGGGACUGGGGGGGUCCCUGUGCCCUGAACGCGGCCGGCCUCUGCCUGGGGCUGCUCUGCGCCCUGGGAGCCUCCGUCGUGGGCAACUUCCAGCAAAGUAACCAGCUGGAGACUCACUUGUUUGGGGCGUUUCUGGCCUUCGUCGUGGGCGUCGUUUACUUCUGGGUCCAGGCGGCGCUGACCAAUCGGGUGAAGCCGCAGCGCGGCGGGCGCUGGAUCGGACCAACCCGGUUCUGUCUCAGCGCCGGCAGCACGGCCCUGCUCGUGGCCAUGUUCGCUCUGCACGGGCUGGGGCUGCGGUCGGAAGCCGCCGCCUGCGAAUGGACCUUGGCCCUGACCCUCUUCCUCCUCUUCGGCCUCUUCGCUGUGGAUUUCCGGCACAUCGAGUCCUGCUCCCUGCGGCUGCAGCGCCGGGCACCUGCCCCCACCCUGGAGCUGGGCGCCGCCUCCACGCAGACCCUGGCGCCCUAGGCCCAGCCCUGCCCGGCCAGGCGCCCCCAGGGCUUGGGGGCAGGGACCCUUGUGCCCCCCUGGGGCUGGAUGGCCACCCCCAGCUCUUCCCCCCGCCCCCUGCUGGGGGCACUGCCGGGGGGAAGCUCGCAGCGCUGGGGGCUGGCUGGCUGCUGGGAUGAGACUGGUGGAGCCUUGGUUCAGGUGUGCGGGGGGGGGAAUGUUCAGAGAGCCCCAUAUUCCCCCCCCCGGGGGACAGAAGUGCUCUGACCCCCCCCGGGGGACAGCAGUGCUCUGACCCCCCCCACACACACACACGGGG
This is a messenger RNA of Mauremys mutica (yellowpond turtle), 1195 nucleotides long. RefSeq names its product transmembrane protein 150B (gene TMEM150B). The transcript is spliced from 6 exons. Bases 268 to 894 code for a protein of 208 amino acids. NCBI's taxonomy places the organism in Eukaryota, Metazoa, Chordata, Testudines, Geoemydidae. The record is from RefSeq and is a predicted model, not a curated record.